AGAAACAGUCUCCUUCUAUUCACCGAGUUUCUGUGGAACAUGUCGGGGCAAGUACCCUUACCAACAUGACGGCAAAACUCCUAAAUUCAUCGUUAAAACAUCGAAAAUACUGUGUGUUUAUACAGCUACAGAUCUAAUACGAUAAAGUCAUUCAAGUUUGUAGCUUUAAAGUCGCUAAAAUGUUGAUUUUGAGCCGCUUUGUGUCAUCUGGAGGCAGCAGGUUCGCUCAGCCCCCCUCCCUUUGUGUGACUCGGUCUUUAUGGGUCUGCCUUCAGUUAAAGUCCCCAAAGAGACAAAGCCCGUACAGCUCUGUGGACAGUGAGCGCUACUCUUCUCUAGUAAAGUCCGUCAUGUCAACCAGAGUCAGCUCCCAAACCCCAGAGAGCCUCCUGGCAGAGGACGAGCACGUUUACGGACCCGUUAUCAAAGCAGCUCAGAACCGGACUCCAACACCUGAGAUGAGGGGACCAAAAACCCUCCAUCCCUUCACACAAUCCGGGGACUAUCAGGAACCAGGAGAGCCCGAGGCAGGACCUCCCACACGGAUACCGUUGAACAGAAACCAGAACAGGUCCUCCGUUCCCAGUGUGACCCGAAUCCUCCAGCAGACCCUCUCCCAGGAACAGAUCUUCUACCUGGAGAGAUGGAAGAGGAGGAUCAUCGCAGAGCUGGGAGAGGAAGGCUUCAAAGAGUACACUCAGAGUAAGUCUGUAAUUAAAGUUAAUAUAAAUACAAUCAGAGUUAGACUGUAAUAAAAAAUAAAAUACAUCAGAGUAAGUGUAUAAAAAAUAAUAAAAAUACAAUCAGAGUAAGUCUGUAAUCAUUUAAUAUAAAUACAAUCAGAGUAAGUCUACAAUAAAAAAUAAUAUGAAUACAAUCAGAGUAAGUUUAUGAUAAAAAUUAGUAUAAAUAAAGAGAGCUGUUCAAAGAUUUCUGUGACAGAUGUUUAAAAGAGGUAUUGGUUUAUAUCUUUACAUUUCCUUAAAUAGUUUAAGUAUUUUUUUUAAUAAAUAACUGAGUUUCUUAACAUAUAAAGUCAGAGUGGAUAUUUCAUGAUUGUUGUGUAUUCUGUGGUCAUUGUUAUUCAGAGAAACAAAAUCACAAAAAACAACGUCAGGCAUGUCCAGACAUACUGACAAAGAAAGGCCCAGAGGACUACAACAAAGAAUAUUAUAAACAAUAUUCUCAUGGAUAAUGAAGCCUAACAAGGUAACCUAGAGGUGAGAACCAAAUUUGAUAAUAGAGAAUUGUUUUUAGUGUAAUUUGCAGCUGAUCUAAGACAUGGGUCAAAACCAACCCUUAACAGUUGGUGUGUAUUAAAAGCUAACGCAGGAGGAAGGUCAACUGAAAUGAAAGACAGAUUUGAACUCUGAUUCUGAUUCACUAUGACUCUUGAACUCUUUAAUACAAUAUUAUUAUCAAAAUAAUAAUUUACUGUAUAUCAAAUAUUGUGAUCAAAGUUAUUGGAAAAAAAGGGACUCAAAAUGUUGGACUGAUAAAAGGCAGAGUAGUUAAUCAGUUUAUCUCGAGUUGACCUGAGCAUUUUUAUAGGCAGGAUGAAUAAUAAAAUGACCGUGCAGUUUUUGCUAGGGAGUGACUGGUAUUGGUUUUCCAAUUCACCAAAGGCACCAAUUAACAGUACUUCAUGAGAAAUCAUCAUAUUUAUAAAGUUAAAGCCAAGCUCCUGUGGUUGAAUUUGACUAACUUCCUCAAAAGGUCCUGAAUUCCCGGCGAGAGUUUGUGCACCUUUAUUAACCUACUGGUCAUCACUAAAAUCACAUCCCAGGACUUUAUAUUCUUAUAUUUCUGUGUUCACAGUAAUGCACCAAAACACUUAGGCAACCCCCUCUUGUAUUUAAACCCUCUUUGUAAUAAGCCCUUAUUAUAAUCUUACAUUUUUAAGGCCUGAUUAACUCAAAAGGAACCAAACUUUGUUUCUUGUUUCAGAUUUAUUCAGACAAGGGAAGCUUUUCCACUCAGCUCUGGAGGACAUUCUCUCAUCAGGAUCAACAUGGAUGAAUAUAGACCCUUCAGAGACUCAGAAGUAUCCGCCCGAUGUGCAGGGAUACAUGCAGAGCAUCUCUCAUGUGCUGGAGGAAGUCAGUGCAGUGAGAGCCAUUGAAAGUACUGUGAAACAUGACACUCUGAACUACCUGGGAGUUGCAGACUGUGUUGCUCGUUACAGGUAAAUGUCCUGAUUACAAGACAAAGGUCUGAUUCUGAUUUGACUGUGCGGUUAAAACGUAUUUCUUUUUACUGUCUGCAGGGGCGUGCUGUGUGUUAUUGACUGGAAGACGUCAGAGAAGCCCAAACCAUUCCUGAGCAACACAUACGACAACCCCAUACAGGUGGCGGCUUACGCAGGCGCUCUGAAUAACGACGAAAACUACAAAUACCAGGUGAUCUGAUGAGAUAAAUAACAUGUACACCUAUUUUGAUCCUUGGUAAAUAUCCCAAAUGAAAACAGCCUCACACCCACCAAAACUGAGGACAAGCAAAGUACAAAUACAGUUUAUUUACUGCAAGCAUCCCAGUGUUGCUUCAUUGGUUCAAUUAUUAACGUGACAUAAAAGUCUCCAGAUUUAUUUUUACAUUAAGCACAUUUCAGAUCCUGCUGUUUUGUUCCUCUUUUGCUCCAGUUAAAAAAAAAUUGGAAAAGUGAACCAGGAGUCUUUUUUUCCACCAUCUCUUCGUGAGUAAUGACACACACAUUUCUACCACCUCUGCAUUCAGGUUGAAAAUGGUCUCAUUGUCGUCGCCUACAAAGACGGGUCACCGGGCCACGCCCAUCAGCUAAACCCUGAGCUGAUGCUGGAAAACUGGAAGUCUUGGCUGGUUCGUCUUGAAAAAUUCACAGAGCAGAGGUAAAACAGUCGAACCGAGUCUUACCAUCACUUUUGAUGUAUUUCCAAUAACACUAUUAUCAGAACAAAUGCAAAACAGUCACAUAACAACACAUCAAUGUCAUAUGAGCUACAAACUAAAAUUAGUCUUUGUUCUAAUAAUCUUUUUGCUUUUUUGUUUCAGACCCAAUCAGGCAUCGACCACCACUCCAGAAAAGAGAUGACUGAUCUGCAGAGGCACCUUUGUGUUGUAUCUAAAUUUAAGAGAAAGUAAUAGACUCUAAUGCUGCUAACAUCUAACAAGGACAUAUAAAAUCAUACAAAACCUGUCUUUAAGGUAGUUAAACCUAAUUUACUCGAAACCAUGCAGCCCUGUAUGAGGGAUCUUCAGUGAAGCCCAGGUUUUUGAAGAGCCUGUAGGAGAGCGUGUUGUCCUCCUCUAUGAAACAGUACACCGGGUAUCCCUCAGCGUGGAGCCUCUUAGCCAUGGUGUAGAUCAGGACUUUGGCGUAUCCUUUCCCCCUGUGCUCUGGCAGUGUGUACAGCAUGCCCAUAGCAGAGCUGCUAUACACCAGGAUCCAGGCCACAGGCUUCCCUUCAGCAUCCAGCAUGCAGCAGGACGGGAAAUGGGUGAGGAUGUCCUGAAUCAUCCUGAGAGCCUCAUCGCACUUUCCGAACUUCCAUGUUUGAUUCAGUAAGCUGAUGUGUGAUUCAUCCAGAGAGCUGAGUGAGACUCCUGAGCUGUAGAGGAUAUUAGAACCUGAGUUUUCUGAGCAGAAAUCUGUUAAACUGUGGACAGGCUCUGACUGCUGGAGCUUUAAUAUGUAACCAACAUAAAAACCUAAAUGCUCAUCAUCCAAACCCUCCUGUAAUCUGAGCCAUGGCUACUAAAUAAAAUCUUUGUUCUGGAGAUGAAAAAAAAGGCUGUACCUGUCUAUAGAGGGAAGGUUGGAAACAUCCUCCAGAAUCAUCACAUGACACACUCCGUGUUCAUGGCCGGGGACGCCUUUUUCUGAUGCAACAGUUCUGAAUACCUCCACGUGUUGGUGAUUGAAUUCUUGGAUAAGAUAAAAUAAAGAUAUUUAUUUAAUUUUAGGAUCAUUCCUAUGGAUUGUAUUUCAUUUAACAACUGAAAAAUGUGUUCGACCUAGUUUGGUUUGUGUAUCUCUAUUCUUUUUUUAGAAAGUGUAUUAUUUAAGCAAGAUUAAAGUUUUAAUUUUGUCCA
Molecule: messenger RNA, 4068 nt
Organism: Xyrichtys novacula (pearly razorfish)
Lineage: Eukaryota; Metazoa; Chordata; Actinopteri; Labriformes; Labridae
Source: the annotation of a GenBank genome assembly